Cucumis melo (muskmelon) is the source of this 2040-nucleotide messenger RNA. Its product is annotated as heavy metal-associated isoprenylated plant protein 33. The coding region runs from base 116 to 1618 and encodes 500 amino acids. The record is from RefSeq and is a predicted model, not a curated record. The transcript is spliced from 3 exons. Gene Ontology annotation, molecular function: metal ion binding. NCBI's taxonomy places the organism in Eukaryota, Viridiplantae, Streptophyta, Magnoliopsida, Cucurbitales, Cucurbitaceae.
UCUCUCCUCUGUUUCAUUUCCUAGAUCUAUUCUCCUCUCAUCUCCUUUUUUUUUUUUUUUCUUCCUUUGUUUUUCUCUCUCUUUCUCACUCGUACUGUUUGUUUGACUUCAAGCUAUGAGUAAAGAAGAGUUUUUGAAGAUCCAGAAAUGUGUCUUGAAGGUGAACAUUCAUUGUGAUGGAUGCAAGCACAAGGUGAAGAAAAUCUUGCAGAAAAUCGAUGGGGUUUUUACAACCGAGAUAGAUGCAGAACAGGGGAAGGUCACAGUGACCGGAAAUGUAGAUGCCGCCGUACUAAUCAAGAAGCUGGCGAAGUCCGGCAAACAUGCAGAGAUUUGGGGUAGCCAACCGGCAAACAACAACAAAAACCAGCAAAACAACAUAGCUAAUCAGAUGAAGAACAUGCAAAUUGACAAUGCCAAAGGUGGCAACAACAAAGGCCAGAACCAGAAGGGCGGCGCUGCAGGCGGCGGCGGUGGAGGAGGAGGGAAUGGAAAUAACUUACCUAAAGGGGGACAUGUGCAGGGGUUGCAACCGUCACAGCUUCAGCAGCUACAAGCGAUGAAAGGGUUUCAAGAUCUGAAGCUUCCGCCUCAAUUUAAAGGCUUGAAAUUGGCCGUUAAAGAUCAGAACCCGAAUCUUUCUAAAGCUGGGAAGUUCAAUUUGCACGAGGAUGAUGAUCUGAGCGAUGAGGAUGAUCUUGAUGACUAUGAUGAUGAGGAUUAUGACGAUGAUGACGAGUUUGAUGAUGAUUUAGGUAAUCUUCAUCUCCCUCCAGCGAAUAAGAUGAAACCCAUCAUGGGAAAUGCCCAGAUUCCGAAAAUGAUGGUGAAUGGGAAUCAUCCGGCGGUGAUGAAUAGUCCAGGCGCCGGUGGAAAUGGUGGAGGUAACGGCAAGAAAGGCGGUGGAGCUGUACCGGUUCAGGUGAAUAACAACGCGAAGAAUGGGAACAACGGGGGAGGUAAAGGGAAUGGCGGUGGAGGUGGAGGUGGAGGUGGGAGCAACCAAAAACAGGGCAGUGGUGGAGGUGGAGGAAAAAACAACGGUGGCGGUGGCGGUGGCCAUGGCGGUGCUGGGGGAAAUAACAAAACCGGCCAUGGCGGUGGGAAUGGAAGCAAUAAUGGGAUGAACGGCGGUCAAAAGGCGGCCGGUGGGGCAAACGGAAUGGGCCAAGACCUACAGAGUUUGGUCGGUGCUCAUGGAUUGGGAAUGUCCAAUUUGAGUCAAAUGGGUCAAUUAGGUCAAAUGGGUGACCGGACGAUGGGUCAAAUGGGCAAUCUUUCGGCAGUACAAGGCCUUCCCGCCGCACCCCCAGCACCAACCAUGAACGGAAACGGCAACGGCGGUGGCGCCAGUAGGUUUUUGGCGGAAGGAAUGACGGGGAACCCUUACCAACAGCACCCACAGCAGUACAUGGCGCAGAUGAUGAACCAACAACAGCACCACGCCCUCGGGCACCAACCAAUGAUGUACGCACGGCCACCACCUGCAGUAAAUUACGUACCCCCGCCAUAUCCUUACCCAUAUCCACCACCGUACCACAACCCAUAUCCCCCAACGCAGCCAGAACCCUACACAUAUUUUAGCGACGAGAACCCUUCAAGUUGUAACAUCAUGUGAAACCACCAUAUCUCGCCGCCGUACGGCGGUUAUGCUGCCGGAAAUUCAGAUCAGAAUCUCCAUUAUACUCUUCUUCUACUAAGCUACUUGGGAAUGGUUAUCUCUUCUUAAUUUAGCCUUUCUCUAUCAUAUUUCACCCUCUUGAUUUUGCUUGUUUUUCUUUUUCCCUUUUUUUUCUUUUUUUUUUUUUUUUUUUUUUUUUUUUGGAAUUUGAAGCUGAAUUAGAGUCUUUAAUCAUAUCACUAAGACAAAAAGAAGAGUAAUUAUAGAUAAUUAUUAAAUUAAGGAACUAUGAAAAAAUGGUAGUGAGCUUUGCUUCUUUUUUUUCUUGGGACAUCAUGUUUAUAAGUGUUUAUAUGUUAUAUAAACAACAAUAAAAGAAAAUUGAGAUGGGGAUUGUAAAUUUCCAUUUCUUUGCUUUA